AUGGAUCCACCUCCCCAACAUAGACACCAAAUACGUCCUAAUUGUUUUGGACUUAUUCAAGGCCUAUGUAGGCAGCGGGGGAGUAAGGUGGGGGGUUGUAGUAUAGGAUCCCGUGAUGGAGGAUCCCGUGAUGGAAUUCCGGUGCAGGUGCUUUCUGCCGUGGAGGUGGAUUCUGGCCAUCCGAAUGCGGGAGCGACAGGGCACAACAUUGCCUCACCCGACAUUGCCGCAGCCUGGAGGGAAGUCCAGCAUUUGGUAGCGGAAGGCCUUCUGCGCCGAGUCCCUGAAGACAUGCUGGCAGAAACAGAGGAGCGCAUGAAGUACGCUCAAUCGCAGCUGCGCCUGGGCCUGCGCGCUGAUUCAAUGAGGCUUCACAAUGGAAAAGUCGCUGUUGGUGGCACCCUGCGCGGCGUUGGCAAUGAGCCCUCUCCAAUCAAAGCCUCAGCUGACGUGGUGAUCCUGGCCAUGCCUGCCCCUGAUGCCCUGCAACUCUUGCCAGACCUGCCAGACCAUAUUGCCAGCACGAUGUCUCGCAUCGAGUACGACAGCCGCACGGCCAUUGCCAUCAGCUUUGAUUCUGCCUUGCAGGAUGCGAUUGUUCGAAGGUUUGACGGGCUUGCGGAAGUGGCCUUGGAUGUACAAGCGCCGCAUGAAUUGCAUUUGGUGUCAUGGCAAAACAUGAAGGACCACAGCCAAGCUGCCCACGGAGAACCAGUUCGUCUUGUGGUUCAUUCUGCAGCCGGCACUUUGCUCUCUGACGGCCGGGCUUCGGCCUUGCGUGCGCUAAGCGGAAUGCUCGGGCUGUCGCCCACCUUGCUGGAAGGCCUUGUGCUCGACUGCAAGGUUGUGCAGUGGCAGGUUUGCCAGAUGGUGCGCCCCUUGGAAAGUGUUCCAACUUCGCUGCAGCUCCCUGAGCCAGCUCUUGCUCAUGGGCCCAUCAUCAUUGCUGGCGAUUUCUGGUGCCAAAGCAGCUUCCUGGGAUGUUUCUGUUCGGCCAGCGCGGCUGUGCGCCAGGCACUCGCUAUCCUUCGACCAACUUGA
Symbiodinium pilosum is the source of this 1041-nucleotide messenger RNA. Lineage: Eukaryota; Dinophyceae; Suessiales; Symbiodiniaceae. The record is from the annotation of a GenBank genome assembly.